Fonsecaea pedrosoi CBS 271.37 is the source of this 435-nucleotide messenger RNA. RefSeq lists its product as uncharacterized. NCBI's taxonomy places the organism in Eukaryota, Fungi, Ascomycota, Eurotiomycetes, Chaetothyriales, Herpotrichiellaceae. The coding region runs from base 1 to 435 and encodes 144 amino acids. The transcript is spliced from 2 exons. The record is from RefSeq and is a predicted model, not a curated record.
AUGUCCGAUCGGGAUCAUCGGAAACCCUUGCUCCUAGCCCUCGCUGGGGCAGUCGCCCUCACUGUCGCCUAUACCUACACACAACAUGCGAAACCCUCGCGAACAGAGCCUCAGAUUCGACAUUUGGCUGCUCAAAGUCACGAAGCCCUCGCCUUCUAUUCCUCGGCCGGCGAAUGGUAUUACUGCGGUGGAGCGACGACACAGUUGAACGAGCGAUCCGCAGUCUCGAAGGAGGCCUGCAAUCUGGGUAAUGGAUAUAACAUGACUACCCCAGUGCACAGACAAGCGGUGGACCUGACGCUGAUCCCGUCUAAUCUGAGCUCGAUCAACGACUACCUCCUGCAAUAUGAUCCGGCGCAGCUGUCCCCUCAGCAGCAAGAACAUCCCCUCCUUCAUCUCCACGAGGCGCCUCUUUGUGCAGAACCUCCUGAAUGA